UUUUGGGAACAAGUCAUGGUGUGAUAUGUAUUGCCAUAAUCUUUGUAUGUUCCAAAUCUCAAUACCCUUGAUCCGUAUAGUUUAUUUUUGGAGUGAAUUUGACAUUUUCGAGCAUUUAUUCGGUAAAAUUCUUAAAGAUUGAUUUGUGUGUGCACCAUGGCCGUAAGACGAAGCUUAGAUAUGACCACAUCCACAAAUAAUGAACAGGUUUGCAGAGUCUGUUCACACCCAAUGAUUUCAUUGGAUUUAAAACUCAUAACACGAUGUAAACAUAUUUUCCAUAGAACAUGCAUUUUGAAUUGGCUUGAUAAGUCGCGAUCUUGCCCAACAUGUCAAAACAAUGUUACAAGAAACAGUUUAUUAGAGGUUCUUUCCGAAAAUGUUGCCGACCACAAUCUGAACCUGGAAACAAAUAGUUUGGAGAGGAUUCUGUUAACUAAUAGUCAAAAGAAGAAAAAGAGACAGUCGCAGCAAUCAAAUGAGAUAGUAGAUCUCGAGGAUAACAGUAACGUAUUGUCUAAUUCUGCUUCUGCGGAUAACCCAAACCAAGAUGUAGGUUUCUUAGAGCAGAGAAUAUUAUCACAGGUAGAUCAUCGAAUAACUUCGCAAAUUAGUCAAAUGCAGUCCAUGAUCUCGGAACUGUCUCGUCAAAUUUCUAAGUUAACAACAGACAGGGCAGGAAGAACGGAUGCAAUACCUAACUUCCAUACCAAUGCAGAUGAUAAUGGAAAUAACAAUGAACCUGAUUGGGGAAGAAGAACUACUAGAGCUUCGUCACUUAAUCUAGAAAGAGACGUACCCACCUUCAUACCCAAUGAAUAUAGAAAUAGUAACAAUCUACCGGAGAGAAAUGGUAGUUUCAAUCUAAGUCGCGAUGUGGGAAAAGUAGCAAAUUUGAUUAGUAGCUGGAAAGUGCAGUAUAAUGGCUCACGCAAUGGUAUGCCGGUAGGGAAGUUCAUAUACAUGAUUACAGCUUUGACAAAUGAUAGCUUACGAGGAAACUUUGAAGUGUUGUGCGAACACAUUCAUAUUCUCUUUAGUGGCCGAGCAAGUGAAUGGUUCUGUAGAUACAGACGCACUGUAGACAGAGUAAACUGGUCCGAUCUUUGUAAGUCGCUGAAUUCCUAUUUUCUUGAACCGCUAUCUGACGAUGACGUAAGAGAAUUGAUAAGAGAUCGCAAGCAGCAAAUCAGCAAAAGUUUUGAUGAAUUUCAUAACGGAGUUAUGCAUUUAGUAGAUCGCUUACAAUACCCUAUUAGCGAGAGUCAACUAACGUCAAUUCUGAAACGAAAUCUGAGACCGUUUAUGAGAAAGGAGUUGUUCUAUAUAGAAAUCAAUUCGGUUAGCCAGUUGAGAAAAUUAGUCCUUAGACGAGAAGCUUUAAGUGAGGAGUAUAACACCGCUGACCCGAAAGCAAACACACGAAAGCAAAUUAAUGCAUUGGAGUAUGACCAAGAACGUUCAGAUAACCAUCUAGGAGAGCAAGAAAUUUGCGAACUAAAAAGAACUAGAGCCUUAGAAGAGAUUCAAUGCUGGAAUUGUCGCAGGUUUGGCCAUAAACACGCAGAUUGCCAAUCUGAUAAGAAGAUAUUUUACUUAGGUUGCGGAGCUGAAAAUAUAAUAAGACCAAAUUGUGAAACAUGUCAGGAAAACCGACGGUUGAGCGGCAACAAGAACAGCAGUUACCGCUCAAAUCCUCAGCAUUAAAUAAAGAGCAUUCUUCUUCUUACUGUCCGAAAGUCAAUAUAAUUCCUAAAUAUUUAAAUUCUAAAAAUAUUCAAGGUAAAUUAUAUCCAAUAGUCCCGUAUCAUAUAAGACUUCGAAACUAUGAAGAAAUAAGAGAAAAAAUAUUUGGUAGCGAUUUAGUUAAAAAACCCAGUUGUGUCCGAACUAAGAGAAAUACCGUUCGUUUUCGUAACUUUAUAAGAAAAGUUAAAGAUAGAAUGAGGGGUAUAUCGCUGAGUCUAGAUUCGAUUGUUGAUGUAAAAAAGGCAUAUCAAACCAAUAAGAGAACGUACGAUUUGCGCACAAGAUACGUUACGUUCGAACUCGGCGAACACGUCUAUAGACGAAAUUUUGCCAAAAGUAACAAGAUCAAGGCAUUUAAUUCAAAAUUAGCUCCUAAAUUCUUGAAGGCAACUGUAGUUCGAAAUUUUGGUAACCACUGUUAUGAAUUAGAAGAAGAUAGGAAAGUUCCAUGCCAAAGACCUACAAAAGUGCGUAACUUAAAAGAUGACCGUUUUCCAGCUUAUUUUGAACAAGUAGAACAGCUUAAAAAUAACCUGUGGUGUGACGGCCCAUAUUUGGAUGGACUUAUUUGUGUGCACAGAGCUGUAGCUUAUCUGCAUGCAAGGGAAUAAACGGAAAUAAAGCGAAAGCUUUUGACGAAAGAGCGAGCUUUGGGUUAUCUUGGUGGGUUAUCUAGCCCUUGUGCUUUAGAAUGGGAUGAAGAAACAAAAUCAAAGCUCAAGCGCUGGAUCAUUCGAUCCAUGGAACUAAAUUGUGGAAGGUCAGUUUGGUGGUACAGCGAGAUAAAAGAAAAGAAAAGAAUAAAAGGUUAUACACGUGUCUGAAAAAAAAAGGAAAAAUUGAAAUCAAUAAAUCGUCGAAAGUAGGGUGCACAUGCCAAGCUGCCCCAAAAAUUAAGAUCAGUGUGCCGAAAAGCCGAAAGAUCUGUGGUUCUCCAAGGAUAAACCCGGUUUCAAGCCCCAAACGGGGUCUGAGCUUUGCCAGUCGAUCUCGGUUUCUCCAGUGUAAUUUAAUAUUGACGAAAGUUAUCCAACGGAGGUCAAACUUCUGCCGCACAACGAAAAUUUGCGAUCAACCUUAUUUUUGACCUUGGCAGAGGACAUACAGUUGCCUCUGAAAUUCUAUGUCGUGGCCUGGAUAGGCACAGACAUAUCCAUAUCGGAUGUCUUCAAGGAAAAGGAUUGACACACACACACACACACACUGAAUUCAACCGACACAUCAAUGCAUGCAGGCCUGUUGCAGCGAUGGAAAACCAAACUUGCUGUAACUGUAGAUAAAUAAGAUGUUAUGAAGAUUUGAGGUGAUGCUGAGGAUGGUUGUUAGUUGGAGUGGAGUUAAAAUAUGAAAAUACACUGAAGAUUGAUCAACAUGAAA
This is a messenger RNA of Drosophila miranda, 3126 nucleotides long. RefSeq lists its product as uncharacterized. Gene Ontology annotation, molecular function: zinc ion binding; nucleic acid binding. The record is from RefSeq and is a predicted model, not a curated record. The coding region runs from base 157 to 1707 and encodes 516 amino acids. NCBI's taxonomy places the organism in Eukaryota, Metazoa, Arthropoda, Insecta, Diptera, Drosophilidae. The transcript is spliced from 4 exons.